Corythoichthys intestinalis (scribbled pipefish) is the source of this 3314-nucleotide messenger RNA. It is a transcript of the gene klf4, whose product is annotated as Kruppel like factor 4. Bases 319 to 1554 code for a protein of 411 amino acids. Gene Ontology annotation, molecular function: RNA polymerase II cis-regulatory region sequence-specific DNA binding; DNA-binding transcription factor activity, RNA polymerase II-specific. The transcript has 4 exons. Lineage: Eukaryota; Metazoa; Chordata; Actinopteri; Syngnathiformes; Syngnathidae. Gene Ontology annotation, biological process: regulation of transcription by RNA polymerase II. The record is from RefSeq and is a predicted model, not a curated record.
UCCUUUCGCGCGUGGCCAGCAAGGGAAUCCCCCCCGACCCCCAGCCCCCACAAACACAGCCGGCGCCUUCGUGUCUUACCACAACAUAAAUAACAACCAACUAACCCACGCGUGGGGGGCUUCUUCUUCCGCAGCAUGUCUUGACACAACUCGGAACGGCUACUUUUUUUUUUUUUUUUUUUUAAACCCAAGUUUGAAUUGAACUUUUCGUGAAUGAGGUGCUUUUUGGACCACCACCAAGGACUUACAAGUUGAGGACCAACAUCUUAUUUUUCUUUUUACUUUUUAAACUUUAGGCAGCUUCCAAAUGACGCGGAGAUGGCUUUAGGAGGGACCCUGCUGCCGUCCAUUUCCACCUUUACCAGCCCCGCUGUCAAGACCAAAGCCAUCUCAAGUGCCAACCUAAGAUGGAAGGACGAGCUGUCCCAUCUUAAGAAACUCGGUGUGCCAAGUGGAAGCGCGGACCCAGACCAUCCCACUGCUACCACAAUUCCAAGCAUGUCCAAGAAAGACGUGGAACCAGACCUCGACUUGGACUAUGACUUCAUUCUGUCCAACUCCAUGCUCCAGCAACAGCAACAACAGCAGCAACAAGACGACGACGUCAUGGCGUGCGGUUCCGUCCAAGCCCUGCCGCCCGGCUCGCCCAAUUCUUUCUCCUCUUCCUACCCCCUGCUGCCUUCCCCUCAGGGCUCGGCCGACUUGCUCUACACCAUCCCGGACAUCAGUGACGUUUCACCCUCUGGUGGCUUCGUGGCAGAACUCAUGAGACCCGAACUUGACCCGGCGUACCUCCACCCGACCAGCCUGCAUGGCAAAUUUGUGGUGAAGACCACAGUAGACCUGGGGGAGUACAACCCAAAGGCUUGCGUUAACGCUACUUCAGACCGCCCCGCUUCACGGGCCUCGCCACCAUUUACGUGCCACCGGAUAAAGCAGGAGGCCCCCAGUAACUGUACAAUCUCGCAGCCCAUGGACCUGCACCGGCAGCGGCCCGGUCACCUGGAAUUGCACGGGUUCCCCGGAAAUGGACGAGGACGUCUGUCCUCAUCCUCGUCGCUCUCUCCAGAUCACCCCCUGAGCCGCGAGCACCAGGUGUUGGGCCACCCUCACGCCCAAAUUCCUCUCCAUCCCCACGGUUACCAUCACGGCUCGCCGCAAGGAUACACCGCCUACCCUCAGGCCACCGCCAUGCAGCAGUACCAAGACCCUCACAUGGUUUCCGGCGGGGACUGUUUGCCAGAGGAACCCAAGCCAAAGCGCGGGCGGCGCUCGUGGCCCCGGAAGCGCGUCGCCACGCACACGUGCGACUAUGUCGGCUGCGGGAAGACGUACACCAAGAGCUCGCAUCUCAAAGCGCAUCACCGCACACACACAGGAGAGAAGCCUUACCACUGUGACUGGGAGGGCUGCGGCUGGAAAUUCGCACGCUCAGACGAGCUGACGCGCCACUACAGGAAGCACACGGGACACCGGCCGUUCCAGUGUCAAAAGUGUGACCGGGCCUUUUCCAGGUCAGACCACCUGGCGCUCCACAUGAAGAGACACUUGUAAGGAGCAAACUGUAGACACAAAGGAAAAAACUGUCAAAUGACAUGCUGUGGCUUUCAUGGCUAAAGACAAUCGAGACGAGACCUGCCAACGUGGGUCGGAACAGGACCAAAAAAACUGGAAAUCGUCUUUAUUUAUGUGACCAAACUCAAAGAGGACCAGCAACUGGAAUCUUAAGUGGAAACUCUCCAGAAGCCUUUAUUAACUCAUUGAUGCUUGAAUUCAUAUUAAAUUAAUUGGCUGCCAUUGACUUCCGAUCCAUUUUGAAUGGGAGGGGCGAAUGAAAAUUCGUUACAUGUAUGCUUCUUUUCCCUACCACAACACUUAUUUCAUAUGUAUAUAUAUAUAUAUAUAUAUAUAUAUAUAUAUAUAUAUAUAUAUAUAUAUAUAUAUACACACACUAUAUAUUUCCCUAGGAUAGCAGUGAAUGAGCUAACAAAUAUAAAUCAAAAAGCAUUUGGGGAAUACAUGUGAAAAUGGAAAGUGGGAGGGUGGUUAGCACUUAAAAGUUCUGAUUGUUGGUUCAAUCCCAGCUCCAGCCUCCCUGUGUUUGCAUGUGCUCCCCAUGCCUUUGUGGGUUUUCUCUGGUACCUCCCACAUCCCAAAAUCAUGCAUGGUAGCUUGGGCGCUGGAAGUCACUCACAUUAGGGGGUGCCAAGGGAGUGUUUUUUUUUUUUUUUGUGUGUUUCCCAUCCAAAAACUUACUGUCCGUGAAUGCGGAAAACAAGGUUGGACCCCAAAACAUACAAGAGAGGAGUUCAAUAGGUUUAUUGUACACAGGCAAAACACGCGAUUGGCGAAAAGAGAUAACAAAAAAAAGAGUUGUGACAACUGGUCUACGGAGAUCACUAGAACUAACCUGAGGGUAAACCAAGUUGACAAAAGUAACACAAAUACCUGCACAAGGUAGAAGAUUCCAAACAAGGGCAGCAGACAAACAAACCAAGGCAGGGGCAAAACUAGCCAAAUGCGAAUAACAAGCUUGAGAGUACCAAACAUCUGAUAGCGACCAGCAAGGCAGUAUCUCGCGUGGUUUGCCUGCGUUUAAAUACGCCGUUAAUGAGAAUUGGAUGAUUCUGCAUCCAGGGAACACCGCCCACAAUCUGUAAUGAGAACAAUGACCAACAGCUGAAUGUGACAAAAACAGCCGUUUCUGUCCAAAUUUGUCAUGCUCGCGUAUUUCCUCCAUAUAAGGCGUGAACAGUACUCACGCAUGCUGAAUAGUUUAACUCCUACUACUCGGCUACUACAAAGACAGCGUGGAGUUUUUGUAUUGGAAAUGAAACCGCUCGUGUAUUAUAAAGCAAAUCCCUGCAGCUGGACAGCGCAAUGACACACAAACUCAUUUGAAGACUAAAAUGGCCAAUAAGUAUCAGUUUAACACACCCGUUUCACAACCCUAACAUAAAUUGCACAUAAAUAUCCAACAGCGCUCUGCACGACGGCAGCUCAACAGCAACAACAAACAAUAAAAUGGCUGCAAAGCAAGCAUGUCUUACCUAUUUGAAGACACCAAAGGACUAUCAUCUUCAUGUUCGACCUCAAAUUAAAUUUCCGAAAAUUUCGCUGUUUUUGUGAAGAAAAAAAUCGCUUAUUUGUUUUUGUGCCAUGUUAACGCCUGCUCUGUCGAAUUUACUUUUCCAUUCAAAUAGCGCCUUAUUCAACCUGAUUGACCUGGUAGCAAGCAAGGUGUCAAGUGGUGUUAUUAACAACAACUUUUUCAACAUAUAGAUCCAUCUACCAAAACACUUUUUUUUUAAAAU